AUGGUCAUGACGACUCGCUCGUGGAAGAUCCUCCUAAGUGUGGUGUUUAUGCUGACUUUUCUUCUUAUAGGGUUGAGAAGUUACGCGUGGCUGAAUGGAGAAUCGUCUCAGAAACCCCGACGAUUUCACACUGCAAUUGCAGAAUAUGGUUCAAGGCUUUCGAGUUACCAGGCCCGACUUCGGAUGCCAAAAGAGCACGUGGAACUUAUCAGGAGGGAAAGCCAGACUCUGGAAAACAACUACCGUGAAAUUCUGCUUUUAAUGAAACAAAUUGAUGUUCUGAAGGCGUUACUGAGAGAGACACAGACUGGUCUGCACAGCUUCAAUGACAGCUGGAAGGCUGGGGGGGACCCCGCGGAGGCUCAGGACCACCCCGAGGCCGUGGGCGAGGAAAUGUCCAACUUGGUCAAUUAUGUGCUGAAAAAGCUGAGAGAGGACCAGGUCCAGAUGGCCGACUACGCCCUCAAGUCGGCAGGGGCCUCCAUCAUUGAAGCUGGGACCUCGGAAAGUUACAGAAGCGACACAGCAAAGCUGUACUGGCAUGGGAUCGGGUUCCUGAGUUAUGAAAUGCCUCCAGACAGCAUCCUUCAGCCGGACGUUCACCCUGGCAAGUGCUGGGCUUUCCCAGGUUCCCAGGGCCACGCCCUCAUCAAGCUCGCUGGGAGGAUCAUACCGACCGCUGUUACCAUGGAGCACAUCUCAGAGAAGGUGUCUCCCUCAGGAAGCAUCUCCAGUGCACCCAAGGAAUUCUCUGUCCACGGCAUCUCGAGUGAGUGUGAAGGAGAAGAGACUUCCCUAGGUCAGUUUGUAUAUAACAAAACAGGAGACACUGUGCAAACCUUUGAGCUCCAGCAUGAAGUUUCUGAACCUAUACUGUGUGUGAAACUUAAAAUCCUCAGCAACUGGGGACACCCAAAGUACACGUGUUUAUACAGAUUCAGGGUCCACGGCAGCCCGGAGGACCACAGCUAG
Molossus molossus (Pallas's mastiff bat) is the source of this 972-nucleotide messenger RNA. It is a transcript of the gene SUN3, whose product is annotated as Sad1 and UNC84 domain containing 3. The transcript is spliced from 10 exons. The coding region runs from base 1 to 972 and encodes 323 amino acids. Gene Ontology annotation, biological process: nuclear envelope organization. The record is from RefSeq and is a predicted model, not a curated record. Gene Ontology annotation, molecular function: protein-membrane adaptor activity. Lineage: Eukaryota; Metazoa; Chordata; Mammalia; Chiroptera; Molossidae. Gene Ontology annotation, cellular component: meiotic nuclear membrane microtubule tethering complex; nuclear envelope.